Messenger RNA from Bombus huntii, 7631 nucleotides. It is a transcript of the gene RanBPM, whose product is annotated as ran-binding protein 9. Gene Ontology annotation, biological process: cytoskeleton organization; cell surface receptor signaling pathway. Bases 64 to 1803 code for a protein of 579 amino acids. The record is from RefSeq and is a predicted model, not a curated record. NCBI's taxonomy places the organism in Eukaryota, Metazoa, Arthropoda, Insecta, Hymenoptera, Apidae. Gene Ontology annotation, cellular component: cytoplasm. Gene Ontology annotation, molecular function: protein binding. The transcript is spliced from 9 exons.
AGUGUUGCGCAGUCAGUCAAGCAGAGUCCACUGGCGAAAGUAGUGGGGCUGCCCAGGAGAAAGAUGGCCGCUACCAGCGAGGAACCGAGUGUUAUGGAGCCUUCUCAGACUAAUUCCGGGCAAAGUCAGUCCGUUGAUCCAUUAAAGAUGCUUUAUCCGAUGGUAAACGAAGAGGAAACACCGCUGCCACGUUCGUGGAGCCCCAAGGACAAGUACAAUUACAUCGGCCUCUCCCAAAACAAUCUUCGUGUUCACUACAAAGGUUAUGGAAAAACUCACAAGGAUGCCGCAAGUGUACGUACAACGCACUGCAUACCAGCAGCUUGUGGUCUCUAUUAUUUUGAGGUGAAGAUCGUUAGUAAAGGCAGAGAUGGUUACAUGGGAAUCGGCUUGUCUGCCCAUGGGGUGAACGUGAAUAGGUUGCCAGGUUGGGACAAGCACUCCUACGGGUAUCAUGGUGACGAUGGGCACAGUUUUUGUUCCUCUGGAACAGGACAACCUUAUGGGCCCACCUUCACCACAGGAGAUGUAAUCGGAUGUGGUGUAAAUCUUGUUGACAACACUGCCUUCUAUACGAAGAAUGGACACCAUCUUGGUAUCGCCUUCACUGAUCUUCCGCCAAAUUUAUAUCCAACGGUGGGCCUUCAAACUCCAGGAGAGGUAGUCGAUGCAAACUUCGGACAAGAACCAUUUGUAUUUGACAUCGAUGACAUGCUUAACGAACUCCGCGUCAAAACAAGAUUGCAAAUUAUAAACUAUCCCACACCAGAUCACGGACAGGGCCAAUGGCAAGCAGUCCUCCACAAAAUGGUGUCAACAUAUUUGGUCCAUCAUGGUUACUGUGCCACUGCCGAAGCCUUUGCCAAUAGUACUGGUCAGGGUUUCGAAGAAGAUCUUAAUUCCAUUAAAAAUAGACAAAAAAUUCUAAAGCUGGUAUUAGCGGGCAGAAUGGGAGAAGCAAUAGAAUUAACCAGUCGGCUGUAUCCGGGUCUCCUCGAACGGGAUCCGAAUCUUCUUUUCGCCCUCAAAUGUCGGCAGUUCGUUGAAAUGGUGAACGGCAGUGACUCGGAAAUCACACAGAAUUCCAAUAUCAAUCAAACUAGUGUUAUACAGUCUACGAAGGCUUACACAAAACCCUCAACAAAUGGCAAUGUGGAGGAGAUGAAUAUGAACAAUGCCAUGAACGGUUCGACCGAACAACAGCUUGUUAAUGGACAAAUUGAAAACGAUGUAGAUAUGGAAGAGAAUGUUAUAAACGGCAUGAAAAGUAAUACCGAAAACGGCUAUCAAAAUGGUGAUUUGAAUACCAACGGGUAUAAGUGUCAGAACGGGGAAGACGUCGAUAUGGAGACCAAUAGUGUUAAUCAAAUUCAGCAACAACAGAACGGUAAUUGCAAUAUGGAAAAUACAUCGAAUAAGAAUAACAAGAAACAGCUUUGUGGCGGGGAUAAACAGGCAAUCGAAAAGAUGUUAGAAUUCGGAAGGCAGUUAUAUUCCCAAUCGAUACAUUUGCGACAACAGCACGGAAAAAACGAAAGCAAUAAAAAGAUGCUUCAAGAUGCGUUCAGUCUUCUAGCCUAUGCAAAUCCAUGGAACUCGCCGGUUGGUUGGCAACUCGAUCCCCAGCAGAGGGAAACCGUCUGUGCGAGACUCAAUUCUGCCAUACUUGAGUCGAGUAACUUGCCACGACGGCCACCGUUGGAAGUGGCCGCGUCUCACGCGAGAGAAUUGGUACGGCUAAUGUCACACGCUGGUCUGGGGGCAUGCGGCUUCGCGGUCGUAGACAAUAUCAUUCAAUAUUGACGGUGCCUACCCCUGCUGCCACGUCUGCUUCUUCUGCCGGCUCGAGUUUGGAUAUGGAGACGGAACGUGGAGCAGAUAAUAUUUUUGCAGCAACAACUUCGCGACAUCGCGUGCCUCUUCAGCUAGAGUCCGGCAGUUGGCUCUCUGGCUCGAUCUCACACAGCUACACCUGACACACAAUCGUCUAACAUAAUAUACACGCUCGAGACCCACCAAAAGUAAACAAUGUUACAUGGCAACGUGGAUGAGAACGAAGAUGAUUGCUAAAUGAUCGUUAUUCGAAGAACGAUGAACACUGAUUGAAGUUUUCCAGAGUCCAAACAAGAAAACUGCUUUAACGAAAUGAAGCACGAAAAAGAAGAAGAAAAAGGAGAAGAAGAAGGGAAACGAUCUUAACGACCACGAACGGACGUGUAGAGAGGAAAUAGUUAGAAUUAACAGUCAAACUUAAGGCAAACGAAGUUCCGAGGACGUAGAUGGCGCUGGUGAUGUAAGAAACAUGAGGGAACAUAAAUACGGUAUUGAGGCUGGAAAUGAGUUCGUUUUCACUAUAAUAAAGUGAUUUUCGACAUGGAAGAGAUUGAUGAUCGAAGACGGUGAACAAGCUUGAGGCGGAGGAUGACGUGUAAACACCUGCCAAGACGACCCUUUUCUCGUUUCCUCUUUCUAGCCCUGUAACUUACCAUCAUCUUGAGAUUGUUCCCUCGUUCCCAUAAUAGAUCGAGUCGUUUUCCGCAAUGGGACGUGCUUUCGUAUUUUCGUGUAAUUUAUCAUCAACAGACGAUGAAUAACUCUCUUCAGGUGGGUUUCUAACAUCAUUCAUCUGGCCUUCCUUUCAAUUAAUAUUUUCCUCUAAGUUUCUUCUUUAACCUCACAUUCGUUGCUCCUAUUUUACGUGAUAAAAUUUCAAUUCAUAUUUCACGAAAUUCGCAGCUCAUUCUCUGCUGUUUCGAUCUUGUCAAUUAUAGAUGUUUGGCUAAAAGUAGCGACUGAAAUUUUUGUUCCAUUCAAUGUUCAGAAUUAUUGUAGCACUUUUAAACGAAUUUUAUUUUAUUCAAUUUUUUAGUGCACUGCCUGCUUGUAUAUUCUGUUAACUUUUUUUACGUUUGCUUCUUUUUGCGAUUAAAAUCUCUGACACAUGAUUCGUCGCAUGAUAGCUGACAACCAGUCAGCAUCGCCCUUUUAUUGAGAAAAUGAACGAGAAAAGAGUCUCGUCGAUACAACUACGAUUAAUUAAUCCCUCGUCGAUUAUUUUGAUAGCCUUUCUAAUCGUAUGGUCAACGAGUCGAUUUUUGUAUCAAUUGUUAGCUCUUAGUGAAACAAAAAAGAAGGAAAACAUAAAACUCAAAAGGAUAAUAUAUAAAUAAAUAGGAAUAUUCUCCUCUUAUAAUUAUCGUAAAUUAAGGUUAGAAGUAACGUGAGAAUCGCGUUCUCUGUUCGACGAUCGUUCUAUUUCCACCUGAUUUUCACAGCAAACGACGGAAUUAAAGGAAGGAUAAAGCAAUAAUCCUUGACUUUUAACUAUUUUCUUUCCUCUAUUUUUUGGUAUUAGUUUCUCCCUUUUUUUUUUUUUUCUUUCUUUUUGUAGGUCGUCUUGUAAAUUUUUAUUAUUGUCUAAUGUUAGAAAAUCGAUUUAAUGACCGUUAAGUAUCUUCGUUUCAAUUUUAUUCGCCCUACGUUGUAAUUAAGGAAUACAUUGUGUGAUUACGAGAGAAAAUUUGUAAAAAAGGAAACCAAAGAAAGAAAUAGACAAAAAAAAUGACAAAGAGUGUGUCGAACUUGAGCGACGAAAUUAACUAAAAAAACAAAUGGGAAAUUAUACGAACCUGAAUGAUUGUAAGUGGUCGAAGAUUAUUGGAGUUAUAUAGUGAAAAUUAAUAAAAGUUAUAUAAUUAAACAGAACGUUGUAAAAUAUGCGGUGUUUUAUAUUUCUAUCUUUUUCUCUCUAAUGAUUCAUUUAUUUAAAAUAUUUCUUUCUGUAAAUUUUAAUUAACUACUUAUAAAUGUUUGUAAAAAAAUUCGAAAGUUUCGAUUAGACACAACCUGUGGUUUUAAAUUAAGCGGGUGGAAAAUUGAAAAUUUUUAUACUUAGCAUUAACGUUGAAGUUUAGUAAAUUAAAAUAGCGAUCCUCUCGAUUGUAUAAGUUUUAUUAAAUCAAUUAGUAAAUUGAUUAGUAUAAUUAUAGAAAUGAGAUUUUAUAUUAAAAAUUGUAUAGAAUUUGUUAGUUUGAAUUUUUCUAACCAAAACUAAUCGUCUCAUCGAAAUCAGAAUUUCUUUAUAGUUGCGGAAGAAGGUAAAGAAAUAAUUAAAAAGAUAACAAUUAUGCGAAUGUAAAGAAGAUUUUCGGCCAUGGAACGAGGGAACGAUUGUAACAGUUUAUAACAAAAAAGUAAUAGGAGGCGAAGUAAGAAGGUUGCGACGAAAACUGAAUACACAACUGUAUAAGUAACAACAAUAAUAAUGACGAUGACGAAGUUGCAAAAGAAUUACUCAAUUAAUUAAAAAACAAAAAGAAGGAGCAUACAUACAUACAUAUAUAUAUAUAUACACACAUACAUACAUACACGCGCGCGCACACACACACACACACACACACACAUAUGUAUUUAUAUGUAUGUAUGAAACAAUCUUGUAUUCUACGAUAAGUAAUUGUUUUUUAUAUGCGACAUAGUAUAUUAUAUUAUAUAAUACGCGAUACGUAUAUAUACAUGUGUAUGUAUUCGUACAUGCAAAAGGUAUAUAAACAUGUAUAUGUGUGUAAAUGAAACAAAAAGAAGAAAAAAAAAAACGAAAGAAUUAAUAUCGUAUGAACUAAUAGUGUACGUGUGAGAUUUCAAGGAAAAAAUGUUUAUUAAUUCAUUUUGUAUGUGUGUGUAUAUGUAUAGGGCACACAUACAUAUCUCUGUAUGUAUCUCUGUAUUCGUGUCGUUCUAGAUACAUAUACGCAAGCAUAGCAACUGUUUGAAAUUUGAAUUCGUAAGGACGAGUGGAUUCGAGUGCGUGCGAAAGAGAGGCUGAGAUUAGUUAAAACAAAUAAGAGAGAAAGAGCGAAUGCUUCGAGCGAAUUCGUUGAUUCCGUAUGACCGAUGGAAGAGGAAAAAAAUACAAUUUGACGACUUUUAGUGUUAAACGUUUUCUGUACUAUAGGUAGAGAGCCAUGAGUAUCUUGCGAAUAAUACAGUAUGAUUUGGAGACAUUGUUCGUUGAAUUCUGUUUCUGUCAUUCACUGCAACAAAAACCCUGCAAACUUUUUCUCUACGUUCACUUUUCUUAAAGAGGAUUACAAGAGGUAUUUUUCAUAUUUUUCUAGUAAGUAAUGUAUAAGUUACGAAAUUUGUGGAUUAUAUUAAUUUAUAUAAGAAGUGAUUUUAUUAUUUUAUUUUUUUACAAUAGUAUGUUUUAUUAAUGAUUAGUUAAUGUUGGUAGGAUUUUCUUUAUUUCGUUAAGAAUAAAUUAUUGACGUUGGCGUCAUCUUGAUUCAGUUUGACGUUCUUCAGGUAUCUGUCACAUGUUCCUGUAACAUUAAUCCUAAGAGAGAGAGAGAGAGAGAGAGAGAGAGAGAGAGAGAGAGAGAGAGAGAGAGGGGGGGAGGGAGGGAGGGAGAGAGAGAGAGUGAGUAUAAUUUGUACUUCUGCUCUUCGGUAUUGAUAAAAUUUCUUUAUUCGUAGACUAAAGAGAUGUACGGAAUGGUAUUUUCAAUAUUUAAUUUUUGUCUAAAUAGGUUCAUUAGCAUCGUCAUUGGUUUCUCAAUCUUUUCCAUUAUUACAUAAUUAAAUAAUUUAUUUUAUAUAUUUAAAGUUAUUGAUGAUCUCUAUAUUAUCCAUAAUUGAUAUUAUCGGUUUUGUUAAGUUACCACAUGUUGAUCAUCUUCUUUUAACUUUACCAACAUAUAUAUAAAAAUUAAAGUAUGUAAAUUACAUUUAAAAAGUUGAAUUCAUUACAAUAAAUGUCGCCCAAUAGAUGUAUACAUUCAAUAAUACAUAAUACUGUUAUACUUAUAAGUUAUAUGGAAAAGAGCAUAACAUCUAAAGAAUUCAUAGAACCUGAAAUAUGAAUUGCUCCUUAAAUUUAUUUUAUCACGACCAAAUGUUUCAUAAAAUAUGCAAAUAACAAAAUCAACGCUUUUAACGUUUUUAACGCUUUUAAAUCUGGAAAUGCUAAUAAAUUAGCAAAAAGCUAAUAGGUCGUGUCAGAUGGUUAAAAGUCAUCAUAUUUUCGUCUCCUGGAUGCCAGGGAUCUUUUUGACGAGUGUCAAACGUUCAUCAUUAAUUCCUUUUCAACAUGGUCAUAUUUACUAUUGAAACUUUAUUCUUGGUUCUCGUCGUUGAGGUAUUAUAUAUAUAUCUCGCAAAUUUUUGUGCAAAUUUAUAGUUUUAUAAACGUAAGUAGAGAAAUAGAAUCUAUGUUGUCGUACAAAAUUGGCUUUAUCUAUUAAAAAUUACGAAUACGUUACUCUGGAUAUUUUAUGUAUAUCUUAAAUUUCGUAUAAUCGCAUAAAAAUUAAAACCUGAAAAUGUCCCUUGCAUAGUGGUAGGGAAUCGUGGUAGGGAAAAUUUCAAACGGUCGAGCGCGUUUUCGAUCCCGCGGGGCAUCAGUCGAUUCUCGCCUCGAAUCUCGAUGAAAAUCCCGCGCAUGCGUGUUGUGUGAUUUCUCCUCGCCAUCCCAUAGGCACGGGUGGUGGGGCCAGUCGGUGGAUCGAUCGACGUCCCGUCGAACCUCGCGGCCGUAAGCGCCGCUGCGCCUCUGGGCGGGGCGAGAGGGCGCUUCAGUCGUGUACUGGAGCCCACCAGGGUCGCGUCCAGCACCUCGAACGCUUCGGAGUUGCUCGUUCGCUCGGGUCUCUCUCGUUUCUCUCCAUCAACCUUUCGAAAAAGAAAAAAGACACUCCUCGUGUCUUUAGGGGCUGUGUUCUGAACUAAACUUCGAAAUAGACGCGUGAUCCUUCAACGCAUAUAUAAAAAGCGAGCGAGAAAGAGAGAAAGAGAGAGAAAGAGAGAGCCAAACGUGAGAGCUUAGUUAAUAUAGUGUUCUAUCUCCGAUUCGAGAUAUCCUUCCUUCGCUCGUAUAUACCCUGUAGUAGUAGUUGGAAACUCGAGGAUCGUAUUAUUCCUGUUAGUACUAUAGUUCCAGCGACGCGGAUCAACCAGUGAUCGUUCCAACGCGGCGCGGCUUGUAUCGUCCUCGAAGACACGAGAUCGUAUCCGUACCAGGAUAUUUCUGUUUCCUUCGAAUCGCUCAAUUAAUCCGUGGAUUCUAUAUAGUUGUUCGUACUCGAUCGUUCUCGUCGGUUUGAACAUUUUAUUACGUUCGACUGUUUCGGUUCUUCGAACGGAGCCGGUCGUAUCGAUUCGAGAGGUGAUACGGGCGUACAUAGAUAGAGAUACACGCAUAGUGAGACAAGUGAGAUAUACAUUGGAGAGGUGUGUAAAAAGGGUUUCGGAAGUAUCCACGGGGAAGAGGUGUCUAUGUACGCGACCGGAGAUACGGAGAGCUACCCUGGUACCUAGCGGACGACGCGGGGUGGCUUCACCAGUGAGUCUCAGCUUUACGCCCUUCUUUUCGCGAGCUGAUUCACCGUCACGCUUGCUUUCGACGCUUUACAAUAGCAUUUCGAGAGCUAGAUCUCGCGAGAGCGUAACCUCGUCCCAGGGUGGCGGGCUCCGUCAGCAGGAGGCGGCGAGCGUCGCGGAGCAUCAGCUAGUGUGGAAGAGGCGAGAUAGAUAGAUAGAUAGAUAGAUAGAUAGAUAGAUAGAUACAUAGAUAGAUAGAUAGAUAGAUAGAUAGAUAGAGAGAGAGAGAGAGAGAGAGAGAGAGAGAGAGAGAGAGA